Messenger RNA from Cyanidioschyzon merolae strain 10D, 2922 nucleotides. Its product is annotated as similar to DNA repair protein rad16. Gene Ontology annotation, molecular function: ATP binding; ATP-dependent chromatin remodeler activity. The transcript has a single exon. Lineage: Eukaryota; Rhodophyta; Bangiophyceae; Cyanidiales; Cyanidiaceae. The record is from RefSeq and is a predicted model, not a curated record. The coding region runs from base 1 to 2922 and encodes 973 amino acids.
AUGGAAAAAACUGGUUCAGAUAGUUUGGUCGUCGAGAUCUCGUCUGGAGAGAGCUCAGAAAGCGACUUGGUGGUGCUGGAGCUGCCAGAGAGCACCACCGAGGAAAGGGAGUUGAACGUCGGAAUCCCACGGAAACCUGAAGCAGCGACUCCUUUCCCUGGAACCCGCACGAUGACGCAGUGCCGAGCACCAAAGAACAACACCGUCAGCAGAAGCAGUAGGAACGCUUGCCGUAGCGUGAAGAGUGCGCAUGUGGACCUGCCGGAGCCCGACAUAUGCGGCUGUCUGCGCGGGGAUCCGGCGUGCACCAGCGCCGCCCAACGGAUUGAAUACGAUUCGCCCAGUCCAAUGGAUGAGGUUGACAUUGAUGAUUGCCCAUCGACUGGCUCUUCAAUUGCGACAACAACAACGACUGACGAGCUUCUUCGCGAGUACCCUGGAAUGCAUGGCGGUACGCUCACCCCCGAGCGGCAACAUACACGCACCUCUUUGAGCAGCGACCAAAUCGCCAUGGAGUUGACGCGUCUGGGACUGCGUGCGGCACCUGCUGGCAGCUUGGCGAUACAGCGCUGUGAGUGCGCGUCCGAAAGCGCAGUAACGCUCGCGGAUGCGUACCUGGAACGAUUUGCAGCGCUUGCGGUCGACGAGGAGGAAUCCAAGUCAUGGGAAAGCUCGCCUUCGCUUGAACUUGUUGACCAAGAAAGUUGUGAUCAUGGUCGGAGUCGUAGACGUCGCGGCAAAGCAUUCUAUGUUGGCAACGGCAUGCGCGCGCGCCGAGGCAUCCAACAAACAUCGCUCAUAGCGAAUGAGCAUCGAGCGGGUACCUUUGAACGCAGGGAGCUUGGUGCAUCCGCUGCUGACCGUGAUGUCCUGUUCACGCCAGAAAACCGGCCGCUGAUGGACGCAUCGGAAAUGUCGUGCGCGGACCCCAGAGAUGCUUCCGACCCGGUGCCCCGAGCGUCGAUGCUGGUCGCGAGUCAUCGAGCGCUGGAUGCGGACCCGAAUACCUGGAUCGAAUCGAAGAGGAGCGCGUCUGCCGUACGAACCCCGGUGGCGUUUACGCCGGGCCUCGAGCUUCUCGAACACCAGCGUCAGGCAGUAGCAUGGAUGAUCGCCAGAGAGCGGGAGAGAUCGCCGACGACCCCUGCGGGCGGGAUUCUCGCCGAUGAACCUGGUCUGGGCAAAACGCUCACUGCGAUAUCUCUCAUUUUACUGAACAAAGCUGACGCAGACAUGCGAGAGGCGCCAGCAUCUUCACCGGCGACGUUGGUUGUGUGCCCGUUAUCGCUUCUGCGACAGUGGUCGCAGGAAAUUCGGAAGAGCACCGUGCAGGGCCUCGGACCCAGCGUUGUCGUCUACCAUGGAUCCAAUCGAGCUGAUCUCCGGCCUCAGUUGGGGUGCGCGGAUAUCGUCCUCACGACGUAUGCUGUGCUGUGCGCGGAGAGCCCCCAGUUGAGCCCAGAAAAAGAACAGAUUCUGCGCAGCGCUGGACCCCUGUUUCAGUACCGAUGGUAUCGCGUGAUUCUUGACGAAGCGCAUAACAUCCGGAACGUGAACUCCCGGGUAUCCCGUUCGGCUUGCCUUGUCGAAGCUCGCUCCAGAUGGUGCCUCACUGGAACCCCUGUCCAGAACAAUGUACAUGACGUGCUGGCGUUGCUGCUAUUUUUGCGUCAUCCGGCAUGUUCCAGCAUGAAGGCUUACUCGCGGAUCUUGAGCAGUGUCUCGGGCACUGCCGACAACGUGGACCACACAGAGGCCGCCGGUUCUCUCGGUCGCUUGCUGUGCCCCGUGCUUCUGCGCCGCUGCCGCGACGACACUGUCAAUGGCCGACCGAUCCUCGAACUAGAGCCGCGCCACGACACCGUCGAGUACGUGGACUUUUCGCCAGCCGAACGGCAUCUCUACGAAUGCAUGGAGUCCGUUGGCCGCGAACUUCUCCGAGAUCUCUCGACCAACGACGCGAAUCCAUCCAGUUUCGUGAACACGUUCGUCCUGAUCACGCGACUCAGACAAAUCUGUGAUCACUAUACCCUGUUGAAGUCGUACGUAGAGCGUCUGCGGACCGCUCCGUGCACCGCGGAUAGCAGCAUGCAGGAGCAGCAAGCUCGCAGCGCAGUACUGCAAGGCCCCGACGCACCGGAUCGAGGCGCUGUCGCAUCCGGAUCCGGACACGUUGAGAUCGACUCGAUGUGCGACGCCCCUGCGCAGGUUCCGGAUGCGUCCUGCACGGAGGCUGCAGCCUGCGUGCAGGACAACGGACACGCCCCGAGGGCCUGGCACCAACGCGAUGCCAGCGCGCCGGAGACAGCGAGGCGCGCGACGCUUCUGGAAGCGCUGAUCCGUGCCUGGACGGCGAUUGCGCUGCGCGACUCGACGCACGACGGAGGCUCAUCGUCGAGCAAGCUGCGCACGCUGAUGGCCCUGCUGGAUCAGGGUCGUAUCCAGGCGCCGACCGAGAAGUGGAUUGUAUUCUCCCAAUGGCCGAGCUUUCUUGAUAUAUGCGAAGAUGUCUUGACGGCGCGUGGUCAAGCUGUUUGUCGUCUCGAUGGAUCGAUGCGUCCGGAGGAACGGGAGCUGAAUCUUUCGCUAUUCAAGCGUCCUGAGUAUCCGAUUUUGCUCAUGUCUCUGGGCGCUGGCGGGGUUGGCCUCAAUCUGACGGAAGCGAAUCAUGUGGUGCUGGUGGAUCCGUGGUGGAACCCUGCUGUGGAGGAGCAGGCGAUUCAUCGCGUGUAUCGGCUGGGCCAAAAGAGGUCUGUGCAAGUAAUUCGGCUGGUAGUGCGUGAUACCGUCGAAGAACGUGUCAUGCAGCUUCAGCAUGAGAAGAGAGCGCUUUAUCAGAAUGUGCUUGGUGGGGAUCCAGAUGUAAUGCGUCAACCGAGGUUGACGCUCUUUGACCUGCACUGGCUGUUGCGCUGUUUGUGA